AGGACCGCCGGCUCAGUCUCGCUCCGGCCGCCCGUGGGUACGCGUGUCCCGUGUGAACUAACUUAAAGUUGGCCGCAAGUGUUGUGAACAAACCUGUGCUUCGGUGAAUUAAGUUCAAACUUCGAACAUGGACGACUGAAUUGCAGGAACAAGUGUGAAAGUUCAAAUAAGUGAAGUUAAUAAUAAUAAGUGUAACAUUUUAAUAUUAGUGAAGAUGGAGUCGAGAUUGCAUGUAUUUGCUGUGGCGGCAAUCAUUAUUAUGGUGUCAUCUAUAUGUGAGGGCGCGCGCGAUGCCACCUGCCCUCGUAUCUGCGGGCCGGCGCUGCAAGGAGACCCGGUGUGUGCCACUGACGGGUACAUUUACCCUUCGCUCUGUGAGAUGAGAAAGAAGACUUGUGGGAAAGGAGUGAAAUUGGCUCAGGAUUUAGGGGCUUGUUCUAGAGCUCAGGGCUCGAAGUGCGAACACAGAUGUACCGCGGAAAGGGAUCCAGUUUGCGGCACAAACGGACGGACAUACCUCAAUAGAUGCAUGUUGCAAGUCGAAAUAUGCAGAGUGGGUAUCGGGCUGUCGCACCUGGGCGCGUGCAACAACAUCAGCGCGCACCGCGAGAACUGCCCCGUGGACUGCUCGCAGGCGCCGCUGGACGGGCCCGUCUGCGGCUCCGACGGCAACGUCUACAAGAGCACCUGCCAGAUGAAACUGCUCACUUGCGGGCAAGGCGUGGUGAGAACAAACAAGAAGCACUGUCAGACGACGCGCCACUGCCGCGAGUCGUGCUGGCGCGUGGCGCGCCCCACCUGCGGCUCCGACGGCAAGCUGUACGCCAACGCCUGCAGGAUGAAGGCAACCAACUGCGGAAAACACGUAUUCGAAGUCCCCAUGGCAUUCUGCGUGUCACAAGAAAGGACGUCAGGCGGCGAGUCUUGUCCCACAGACUGCUCCGGACAGAAGGAGAAGCUCGUCUGCGGCUCCGAUGAGAACAUCUACAGGAACGAGUGCGAGAUGAAGAUGCUUAACUGCGGUGUCAAUAAUAGAAAGGUUGUAAAGAAGGUGGAUAUGGAGAAAUGCAAGUCGAAGAUGAAUAAAUGCCUCAAAGUGAAGUGUCGGGAAGAAUUCGACCCUGUUUGCGGGACUGAUGCUAAUGUAUACCCUAACUCCUGUCAUUUGAAGGUUGCUAAUUGCCUCAAGGGGGUGCAGCUGGCGCACUUCGGCAACUGCACGCUGCUGCCGCGCCUCGAGACCCAAGCACGUGUACGUGGUGCCGCUGAAGCGCUGCCUGGCGCGCUUCCAGUACGCCGGCUGCGCGCGCGUCUGCCCGCCGGAGUACGACCCCGUCUGCGGCACCGACGACAAGACCUACUCCAACAGGUGCUUCCUCGAGAUGGAGAACUGCCGCUCCAGAAGUGUAGUCCAGCUGAAGUACCUCGGCACGUGCUCGGAGCCCAUCGCGGAGGAGCCCAAGAACUACCUCUACCGAUAGAUGGCGCUGACACCUCAGCUCCUCUCGCUUUCAUUGUGUUUUAAUACUCUCGAUAUUAGUGCCAACGAUAAAAAGCAAUUUUAACCGACCUCCCAAAAGGAGGGACUUUCGUCUGUAUGUUUGUUUUUUAUUCGAAACUGUCUUCCUUUAAUCGAGUUAGUACAACAAGGUGACGUCAUUAUAGUUAAAUUAAAUUAAAAAAAAUAAACGAAAUCAACUUUGAAAAUUUAAAAUAAAGAAUUCUUUAAACUAAGCAAUAAUCUAUUCAAUCAAUUAAGAUGCUAUCUUUAUAAAGUGUUUUUAAAUUUUUGACUUCUAAUAAAAUAAUUAAAACGAAAUAUUCUGUUAUACGUAAAAU
Messenger RNA from Papilio polytes (common Mormon), 1839 nucleotides. Its product is annotated as agrin. Gene Ontology annotation, molecular function: protein binding. NCBI's taxonomy places the organism in Eukaryota, Metazoa, Arthropoda, Insecta, Lepidoptera, Papilionidae. The record is from RefSeq and is a predicted model, not a curated record. Gene Ontology annotation, biological process: multicellular organism development; cell differentiation.